This is a messenger RNA of Sitophilus oryzae (rice weevil), 1969 nucleotides long. Its product is annotated as annexin B9. Lineage: Eukaryota; Metazoa; Arthropoda; Insecta; Coleoptera; Curculionidae. Gene Ontology annotation, cellular component: cytoplasm. The coding region runs from base 141 to 1112 and encodes 323 amino acids. Gene Ontology annotation, molecular function: calcium ion binding; calcium-dependent phospholipid binding. The record is from RefSeq and is a predicted model, not a curated record. The transcript has 8 exons.
UGCAACCGAGGCGGAUAAAUUCAAGACAGCAGGUUUUAGCGCUCGCGCACUGCAGAUAGCAGGAGCAGAAAUUCUGUAGCCUCUGUGGGUGUGACAUACAAUUAGUUUUUUUUACAACAGAAGAAUCUAAGUGAACCAUCAUGAGUAACCAACAAUAUUACCCAUUCAAGUGUACCCCAACUGUCUACCCAGCAGAUCCCUUCGACCCUGUUGCCGAUGCCGCCACCUUAAAAAAAGCCAUGAAAGGCUUUGGCGCCGAUGAGAAAGCCAUCAUCGAUGUCUUGGCCAGAAGGGGUAUUGUGCAGCGUUUAGAAAUCGCUGAAACUUUUAAGACAUCUUACGGAAAAGACUUAAUCUCCGAACUUAAGAGCGAACUCGGUGGCAAAUUCGAAGAUGUCAUUGUAGCCCUCAUGACCCCAUUACCCCAAUUUUAUGCCAAAGAACUCCACGACGCUGUCGCUGGAUUGGGUACCGAUGAAGAAGCAAUCAUCGAAAUCCUCUGCACUCUGUCCAACUAUGGUAUUAGAACUAUUGCCCAAUUCUACGAACAAAUAUAUGGAAAACCACUGGAGAAAGAUUUAAAAGACGACACAUCCGGACAUUUUAAGAGAUUACUAGUUUCUUUAGUUCAGGCUAACCGUGACGAGAACCAAGGUGUAAAUGAGCAACAAGCUCUCGCCGAUGCCGAAGCUCUCAUCGAAGCCGGCGAAGGCAAAUGGGGAACAGAAGAAUCCAUCUUUAAUUCCAUUUUGAUCACCAGAAGUUACCAACAAUUGAGAGCCACCUUUUCGGAAUACGAGAGGUUGAGCGGUAAAGAUAUCGAGCAAGUCAUCAAGAAGGAAUUCUCUGGAAGCAUCCAAAAGGGAUUGCUCGGCAUCAUUAAAUGCGUAAGAAGUAAAGUUGGUUAUUUCGCCGAACGUCUCCACGAGUCCAUGGCUGGUCUUGGCACCAACGACAAGACCUUGAUCAGAAUCAUCGUUUCCAGAUCUGAAAUUGACUUGGCCGACAUCAAACAGGCUUUCUUAGACAAGUAUGGAAAGACCUUGGAGAGCUGGAUCCAGGGUGACACAUCGGGUGACUACAAGCGGGUUCUCCUGGCCAUUAUCGAUUAACUUCACAAAAUUCUGUCUAACAGCACGCCGUAAACCUACUCAGUGUCUCAAAAUUUUCACUCAUAAAAAAUUCUGUUUUUUAUAAGUGUCCUAUUGAUAUAUAUGUAUAUGCUUCAUAUUAUCAACUGCCACUAGUCAAUAAAAAAGAGAUGUUACUAUAUCGCCUUUACAAAUGUCUCCGGAAAUUGCACUUUGAGGCAAAGUGUUUGAGAGAAACAGGCGCAUUCAGGAACGUUUAGUAAUGUUCAGCAGCUGAGAUGUUGUCAAUUCCAUAGAUUUUGUUAGCUGUAGCUAACAAAUUCUAUGGAAACAUCUCAACUGCUGAACACUACUAAGCGUUCCUGAAUGCGCCAAGUUAAACGCUUUCCCUCUAGUGUAUUUCUCGGGAGUUACUAAUGUUAAUGUUUAAAUUAAUGCGAGUUAUAUUUUUUAUAUCUUUUCAGGGAGAUGUAGGUUCGGAGAUCAAAUACGUUCUCGUUGUACUUUCCUCUUACUAAGCCUCUAUGUCCAUUAUAAUAACUGACUCAGGUCGUUGAUUGAUAAAAGUUAAUGUUCUAAAAUAUACUCAAGAAAUAUAUUUAUUUUGAACUUAGAAUUAACAUGUAUUACUCUAGGUUACAUUAGUGGCCUUACUAAGUGUUAAAGAUGUCUAUUAAACUUAUUAUGUUUUGUUUAAGAAGCCCUAUGUUUAAUUUUUAUUGUGAAGAGUCUACUUCAAGUACGGGGUGCAGGGCAUAUAUUUUAUAUUGAUAAUAUUAUUUUUGAAGUGUUUUGUUUUUAUAUUAUAUUAGAGUUUCUUUUUGUAAACGUUUAUGUAUGUGCUUUAAGAUGCUUAUAAUAAAAUCCAGAGAAAAAAA